Molecule: messenger RNA, 1052 nt
Organism: Panicum virgatum (switchgrass)
Lineage: Eukaryota; Viridiplantae; Streptophyta; Magnoliopsida; Poales; Poaceae
Product: transcription factor bHLH18-like
Exons: 2
Coding region: 15-941 (308 amino acids)
Molecular function (GO): protein dimerization activity
Source: RefSeq, a predicted model, not a curated record
AGGAGCAUGCCGGGAUGCAGCAGCUGUUCCAAGACCCACACCCACACCCACUACACCACGCGCUGGCCAUGUCCGGUUUCCAGAGGUUUGGGAGUGCCUCGGCAUUGCCGGACCUGUCGUUCGGAGGAGCGGCGGCGGUGGCGGUCAAGACCGAGCAAGGGCAGCCGUCGUUGUCGAGGUCGGGCAUCCUCUCGUUCGGCGCGCUGCCGCCGGCGGCUAGAACGCUCAGCUUCUCGGGAGGAGAAGACUGGCCGGACGUCGCCGUCGAAGGGGUGCCGCCGGAGAGGCGGAGCCGGUCGCACUUGAGCGCGCAAGAGCAUGUCGCCGCCGAGCGCAAGCGGCGUGAGAAGAUGCAGCAGCAGUUCGUGGCGUUGGCCACCAUGGUCCCUGACCUCACCAAGACGGACAAGAUCUCUAUCCUUGGGAGCACCAUCCAGUACGUGAAGCAGCUUGAGGAGAAGGUGAAGACACUAGAGAAGCAACAGAGCGAAAGGAGAACAACCUCUGAGGGCUUUGAGGGCAAGGGUCACGCAUCCUCAACCGACAGCCAGCAGGCGCCAGGUCCCAGCGGGAGCACCCAUGGUGUCGGCAGCUCCAUCCCGACCGUUGAGGCGAGCAUCCAUGGUGACACCGUCCUGCUGAAAAUCUGUUGCGAGAGGAGGAGCGGAGUGCUGGUGAUGAUCAUCUCCGAGCUCGAGAGCCUGGGCCUCUCCAUCCUAAACACCAGCGUCUUCCCCUUCAGCAGCUCGUAUUUCAGCAUCAACAUCACUGCCAAGGCAAGGAUCCCAUAUUCCCACAUCCCCAUUGAUCGAUGGACCCAUUUAAUCUUUUCAGAAGUUGGUUUUUGCAACUCCAAUUUUUUUUGUUUUACAGAUAAUAUUGAACAUGUUUAUGUCUCGUGCAGAUUGGAGAAGGCUUUUCGACGACAGUUGAGCUCGUGAAGAAUCUCACCACGGCUCUCAGAGGUUUCUCUUGAGAAGAAAAGACAAUAAGAAGAGUAUCAAGUGAAUGUGAAUGAAGCUAAUUUCUUAUUUCUCUAAAGUUAUAGUUUU